Molecule: messenger RNA, 1349 nt
Organism: Drosophila elegans
Lineage: Eukaryota; Metazoa; Arthropoda; Insecta; Diptera; Drosophilidae
Exons: 1
Coding region: 111-1121 (336 amino acids)
Source: RefSeq, a predicted model, not a curated record
UAGCUUAUUUGUUUUGUAGCUUGCCUUUUAAUCCCAGUAAGUUCAAUUACCCUUAAACAUAUAUACAACAAAACUAAAGCACAAAAAAGAUACACAUUUUUUGUUCAGUAAUGGAGUCAGACGAAGUAAAAAGUGUAAAUGGAAUGCCCGAUUGCGCCAAGAUGCGAUUAAACGAGAUAGAUCCAAUAACACGCACUUUGAAAUGCGUAAUAAGCGAUCUGGAGAUCUUUGAUGUUGACGAUGAGGUCAGCUUCUCAUAUGUCGAAGAGGAGGAGAAGGAGUCUUAUGAGACCUCCGAAGUGCUUACAGACGAUGCAAAUCAGGUUGUUCACGAUAUUGACUGUCUGAUCCGACAGAUUGAACUUAUGCAGCUAGCCAUCAAAAGGCGUCAGUGUAAGGAGAGUAGCGAAAAGGUCAGUGAAGGUCAGCCUGAAGAAGAACCGAAGAUGGCCCUGACCAAGUGCCAAAUGAAUUGCAAGGAGUUGGAAACUCAGGAAAAGGACUCUGAAACACAGGCAAAAUCUGCAAUCAAAGAGGAAAAGUUUCUUCCGCUGAGCGGCAAGGAAUUACUGGAAGCAAGGAGCCUUCACCAAGCCCACCAUUGCAUUCAAUUGGAAGUAGAUGAAGUGAUCUGUAGAUAUCGUCAGUUCCGCGAAAUCAUAUCACAAAUGCGUGAUAAAUUUCUCAGCAUGGAACUCCAACUGCAGGACCUGAGCUCCAAGACUCUUGACCACAUCGCUUGGACCCAUGAUGUGGGCAAGGAGUUGAAGGUAUGCAAGGAAAGGAACACAUUCCUGAUCAAUGCCAAGUUGUCCAAGCAGGAAGCAAUCAAAACAGCCAAGGUACAUGUCGCCCGAUUCUUCAAAAAAAAUGAUGCCUAUCUUAACAAAAAUCGACUGAGGCGGGAAAUAUUUGACUUCAGCGAGGAGGUGAAUGACCUUGUUGUUUAUAUGGGUGAGCUGCACAAAGUACUGAAACGAAAUUUGGCUCUACUCGGCACACCGCGCAUGAAGCAACUAGAAAGAUCAACCGAAUUUCUAAUGUCUAUUGCCCAAUCAGCAAGCCUAUCCGAUACGUUAUCGGAUUCGCAAAAACAGUUUGAAGCCUACGAGAUGAACUAGAAUUCACUUUGAGGGAAUUACCAAUAUAAUAUAAUAUUCGUAGCGAAUCAUUGUCUUGCUAAUAAUAAAAUCGAAGCGUAUUCUUGACACUUAAAAAACUAAACACAAGAAAUGUAACAGUAACAGCAGGACGCCUUUUAAAUCAAAUUCCAACGCAAAGAGCAUACGUAUUUGUUUGGAAAUUAAUUAAAAACACUGUAUUCCGUAUAUUCCAGCACCUUUCCCAAU